CCCAAGGUGGGACGCAGUCAGUCGGACAGGUGGUCAAGAGGCAGACGGAGCCGGGGAUGCAGGAGCAGAUGGACACUUUUGGUCGUAGUUUCGGGUUGUAAUGUCUUGAUGAAGUGAAACUGAAGGCAUUUGGCGCAUAAGUCUCCUGUGAGUUGCCUGUCAUGAUGAGGAAGAGCAGCAGCACAAAUAAACAAGGGAUUCUUAGAAACUCAGGCAGGCGGAGCAAUGAUCAGAGAGCCAUGACGAUGCAGCAUGUCGUGCACAAAUCCCGGAAGCAGGUAUUACGGGGAGCUGGUUACCUGUAUCGUGCGGAGUCCUCCUUCUGCCUUUCCAUGGCAGAGGAGCUUUUCUUAGAUGCUGCAGAAUAUGGAAACAUUCCUGAAGUGAGGCGGAUGUUAGAGGAGCAGCCAGAGCUCAACAUCAACUGUGUGAACUACAUGGGCCAGAAUGCAUUGCAGCUAGCAGUUGCAAAUGAGCAUUUUGAAGUCACUAAGCUCCUGCUAAGGAGGAAAGACCUGGCUCGAAUUGGAGAUGCUCUACUGUUAGCCAUCAGUAAAGGCUACAUCCGUAUAGUGGAAGCUUUACUGGGCCAUGAGGCCUUCGCAGACGGACAGAGGCUGACCAACAGUCCCAGCCAGGUGGACCCACAUGAUGACUUCUUCGCCUAUGAUGAGGAUGGCACACGUUUCUCUCAUGACAUCACCCCCAUCAUACUGGCUUCCCAGUGCCACGAGUAUGAAAUUGUGCAUAUACUUCUUAUGAAGGGAUCCCGUGUAGAACGCCCCCAUGACUACUUCUGCCAGUGCAGGACCUGCAGCGAGCAUCAGAGGCACGACUCAUUCAGACAUUCACAAUCACGCAUCAAUGCAUAUAAAUGUCUGGCCAGUCCUGCUUAUCUGUCCCUCUCCAAUGAAGACCCGGUGAUGGCGGCUUUGGAGAUGAGCAAUGAGCUUGAAGUUCUAUCCAAUAUUGAGAAGGAGUUUAAGAAUGAUUACAAGAAGCUAUCCAUGCAGUGUAAAGAUUUUGUGGUGGGACUGCUGGAUUUGUGUCGAAACACAGAGGAAGUGAAGGCCAUCUUAAACGGGGACACUGAAUCAUGUCCAAGCCCAGAGACCUUGGGCAGACAAAACCUAAUCAGGUUAAAACUUGCAAUAAAGUAUGAAGUUAAAAAGUUUGUGGCACAUCCAAACUGCCAACAGCAACUCCUCUCUAUCUGGUACGAGAACUUGUCCGGAUUACGUCAGCAGACCACAGCAGUUAAAAUCCUUCUUGUUCUUGGUGUAGCGUUUGGAUUGCCAAUCCUGUCCUUUUUGUACUGGAUAGCACCAUCAAGUAAGUUAGGGAAACUCAUGCGUGGACCUUUCCUGAAGUUCGUGGCCCAUGCAGCCUCCUUUAUGAUAUUUCUUUGCCUGCUGGUCCUGAACGCAGCAGACCGCUUUGGGGGAACAUCACUGCUGCCCAACAUGACCACCCAUGAUCACCCCUCUCAACUGUUUCGUAUGAAGACCACCCCCUUCACCUGGAUGGAGAUUCUCAUCAUAUCCUGGGUCAUAGGAAAGAUCUGGGAAGAAUGUAAAGAUAUUUGGUCGCAGGACAUCAGGGAAUACAUCUCAGAGCCCUGGAACCUUCUUGACUUUAGUAUCUUGGCCAUUUUUAUGACAUCUUUCAUUGCCAGAUUAAUGGCUUUCUGGCAUGCAUAUUCUGCCCAGUGUUAUGUUGACAAGCACUACACUGACCUGUCCAACAUGACCUUGCCAUUUGAGAUACAAUAUUUCCAGCUGGCUCGUAUCAACUGGAUGCCAUCGGACCCACAGCUUAUCUCUGAAGGCCUCUAUGCAAUUGCAGUUGUGCUGAGUUUCUCUCGCAUUGCAUACAUCCUGCCUGCCAACGAGAGCUUUGGGCCUUUACAGAUCUCUUUAGGAAGAACAGUUAAAGACCUCUUUAAGUUCAUGGUGAUCUUCAUAACAGUCUUUCUGGCUUUCAUGGUGGGAAUGUUCAAUCUGUACUCGUACUACCUCGGGGCCAAAUACAACGAUGCCUUCACAACGCUCGAAGAGAGUUUUAAAACGCUAUUUUGGGCCAUCUUUGGCUUGUCAGAAGUCAAAUCAGUGGUCAUCAACAUCGACCAUAAAUUCAUUGAGAAUAUUGGCUAUGUUCUGUAUGGGGUGUACAACAUCAUCAUGGUGAUUGUGUUGCUGAAUAUGCUCAUUGCCAUGUUCAACAGCUCCUUCCAAGAAAUUGAGGAUGAUUCUGAUGUUGAGUGGAAGUUUGCCAGAGCUAAGCUGUGGUUCUCGUACUUUGAGCAUGGCGGCACCCUGUCCGUGCCCUUCAACCUCGUACCCAGCCCCAAGUCUGUCCUUUCCCUCUUGCUUGGGAUAAGGGAACUUCUUUGGGAUGGACCGAAAGGCAAAAUAAAAGGAAAUUCAAAUGAUGAGAUGGAGCUUAAUAAGUUGAGGCAGCAGUCAGAUCUGAGUGUGGAUGCAUCGCUUUGUCCAACCCGUCACCAAAGUAUAAUGAAUCGCCUCGUCAAAAGAUACAUAGUAAAAGCACAGCGAGAUAAAGAAAAUGAUGAAAUUAAUGAAGGUGAGCUGAAAGAAAUCAAACAGGACAUCUCCAGUCUCCGCUAUGAGCUGCUGGAAAGGGCCAACCGGGACGUGGAGACAGUGACAAAACUCAUCAGGCAACUGGGAGAAGUCAUGCAUGUUCAGCAGAAAGAAGAGCAGAAGAAUGAGAUCUCUUUCAUUUAUUAAAAGAUGUAAAGAUUAGAGAUGUGUUUACUGGGUGAAGUCCUCUCAAUGUCAAUGUAAAGUCCUCUUAAUGAGGCGUUCAGUCUGGGUCAAAGGGCUCUUAGACAGAUUUUUGGACAAAAACAACUGACAGAAAAAGAUAUUCUGUACUUAAAAUAUAAAAAACAUAUAUUUAAUUUCCGCUUUUGUGUAAAUUGAGCCCCUUGGGAGGUAACUCACCAAACCCUCUUUGUCCCUGUCCUUUUAUCUGUACAGUUAAUCACACUGUGGCACUAAUGUAACUUCUUCUUGCACAGGCUACACUAUUAUGCAAUACUGACUGCUAACAUAUGAUGGUGCUGCCGGUUACCAGCUGUUUAUAUGGUUUGAUUCAGUGGCCAUUUUCUCUCUGGAGUAGCAAAGCUGCAAAAAAAAAAAAAAAAGCAUAUGGUUGAAUAUUUUUGUGGCACGGUUAUAAGUCCGAUAUGAAAGCUUGAUAAUUACCGCUCUUUCCUCUGAGAAUUACUGAUUUAUUUUCUUGCAAUGUAAUCUUUAAAUCAAUAAGCAGGAUGCUGAUGUAUAUU
Messenger RNA from Trematomus bernacchii (emerald rockcod), 3310 nucleotides. It is a transcript of the gene trpc6b, whose product is annotated as transient receptor potential cation channel, subfamily C, member 6b. Bases 162 to 2750 code for a protein of 862 amino acids. The transcript is spliced from 13 exons. Gene Ontology annotation, biological process: calcium ion transmembrane transport; manganese ion transport; regulation of cytosolic calcium ion concentration. NCBI's taxonomy places the organism in Eukaryota, Metazoa, Chordata, Actinopteri, Perciformes, Nototheniidae. Gene Ontology annotation, molecular function: store-operated calcium channel activity; inositol 1,4,5 trisphosphate binding; protein binding. Gene Ontology annotation, cellular component: cation channel complex; membrane. The record is from RefSeq and is a predicted model, not a curated record.